AUGGACGAAAAUAUAUCAGAUGAAACCGUGGUAGAACAUCUCGAAAUCAUACGGAAACGGAGUUCCAAGGAUAAAUAUCGGCCACUUCCCGUCCCGAGGGCCACUAGCCAUGGCAUACCACUUUCUAAGCAAGGAUCUAGCCAUUUGUUUCAACUCGGAGAUCACCUUACCAGCCAUUCAAAUUCGCCAUGGCGAUCGGAGGAGCCCGAAUCUGUGACACCCUUACCUGUGAUUCCGGAUGAUGUUGAGUUGGACAUCGACGACGCUGCGCUCUGGAGUACUGCCAGAAAGGCUUUGCUUUGCAUCCGAGAAAUCGUCGGGACGGAGAAAAAAUACCAAGGAGCCCUCAAGAUGCUCCAGACGGGACAGACAGCGAAUCAACCACCUUCACUGUUGUUGACAUACCUUCCUGACCUCAUACGAGCAUCAGAGGCGUUGUUGAAGGCCUUCCUCUAUGACCCCUCUGCUUGGGGUGUAUCCACCGCCUUCAUGGCUUGCGAAGAUGAUAUUGAAGCUGCUAUGGUUUCGUGGUGCAGCGUGGUAGGCACCUUCUUUACUAAUAGUCCCAGACACGAAAGCGAGUCUGCCAUCACGGGAGGGAAAUGGCGUCUGCGCAAGUCUCUGCUCUCCGGCACAAACAAUCCUCUCGCUACUGUGGUGGAGAAGUCGAGUGGAAGAUCUUCUCCCGCUAGUUCCUCUCCUCCCCCUCUCCUCACUUUAAUGAGUGAGGCAGGGAAGCAUCCGGCUCGAAGGCAAAGUGUUCGGGAUCUUGCAAUUCAACCCAUACAGCGAGUCACGAGAUAUGUUUUGCUGUAUCGAGAUCUCUUGGAGAGUACUCCUGUCACCUCUCCUUCCCGCGCUCUUGUUGAGAGGGCACUCGAAGCUGCGACCCGCAUUGCUAAUAAGUGCGACCACGCACAAGACAAUACUGCCUUUUUCCAUGCAUAG
This is a messenger RNA of Suillus fuscotomentosus, 948 nucleotides long. RefSeq lists its product as uncharacterized. The record is from RefSeq and is a predicted model, not a curated record. Gene Ontology annotation, molecular function: guanyl-nucleotide exchange factor activity. The transcript is spliced from 4 exons. The coding region runs from base 1 to 948 and encodes 315 amino acids. Lineage: Eukaryota; Fungi; Basidiomycota; Agaricomycetes; Boletales; Suillaceae.